Molecule: messenger RNA, 1155 nt
Organism: Haemonchus placei
Lineage: Eukaryota; Metazoa; Nematoda; Chromadorea; Rhabditida; Trichostrongylidae
Source: the annotation of a GenBank genome assembly
AUGACAAUCAGCUAUUCUGACACUUUUGUGAGGCUAUUAUUUCGAUGGAAAGGUUCAUUAUGGAAAGCUAUAUGGCGACAUUUACUGGUGUUUUUAUUUCUUUAUUAUUCAAUAAAUGUUGUUUAUCGGUUUGUAAUGACACAAAAGCAGCAAGAGCUGUUUGUAAAAUAUGUGGUAUUAUUUGACAGUUGGACAAAAGAAAUUCCGCUGACAUUUCUUUUAGGUUUCUACGUAGCCAUGAUUAUUCGAAGGUGGUGGGAUUGUUGUCAGCUGAUCAGCUGGCCGGAUCAUCUCCUCUAUAAUGUCUCGGCAUUGAUUCGAGGACAUGAUCCUGAAACACGAAUCAUUCGUAAGACAAUAGCUCGAUAUGCGAUUCUAUCGUCAGUACUGGCUUGGCGAAGCAUAUCGUUACGGGUUCUCACCAGGUAUCCUACAGAUGAGCACCUCAUGGACUCAGGCUUAAUUACGAAGGAAGAAAUGGCUAUAUUCAAAACGAUCCACGUUCGGGUUGAUCCUCACCAGAAAUGGUUCGUACCGAUCAACUGGAUUCAAACAAUGAUGGUCCGAUGUUUCGAGAAAGGAACUCUUGGUCAUACAAAUGAAUUACGUGUACUGUUGGAUGCACUUGAAAAGUAUCGUAACGGCUUUUUCCAGUUAUUCAUCUAUGAUUGGAUUGCCAUUCCGCUGGUUUAUACUCAGGUGUCCACUAUAUCGGUAUAUGGAUAUUUUGCGUUUGCUCUGAUCGGGCGACAAUUCCCAAGCCAAAAUGAGUACAGGGAAACGGUAGAUAUGUACGUACCAAUAUUCACCAUCCUCCAGUUUUUGUUUUUUGUUGGGUGGCUGAAAGUCGGCGAAGAUUUGAUGUUUCCGUUUGGGGCUGAUGACGAAGAUUUUGAAUUCAAUUAUAUUCUUGAGCGCAAUCUGGAGAUGGCUUACUUAAUCGUCGACGAACUUCAUAACCAAGUGCCACCGGUGUAUGUGGAGUCGCUCGAUGACAAGUUGAUGCAUACAAAGGCGUCCAUACAACUGUCGAACCAUCCGCAACGGCAGCAUCUGAGGAAGUACAAAAUGAAACCAGACGCAAUGCAGAUUUCUAGGGAUUCCUCUAAAUUGAUUAAUAAAAUGAGAAACACACAAAAGGGUUCUAUAGAAUAA